This is a messenger RNA of Suillus clintonianus, 159 nucleotides long. RefSeq lists its product as uncharacterized. The annotation marks the transcript as partial. The record is from RefSeq and is a predicted model, not a curated record. The transcript has 2 exons. Lineage: Eukaryota; Fungi; Basidiomycota; Agaricomycetes; Boletales; Suillaceae.
GCGUAUACGGGAGGCUUGGAUACCCUAGUACGAAUAUGGCACACUGACGAAGGGGAGGACCAGGAACCAGGAACCGCGUAUGAAGCUGAUGAGGGAAUUACGACGGUCGCCGCUGCCAAAGACUUCUGGCUCUCUGGAGGCCACGACUCUGAGGUGCGA